AUGGAUCGGAGGUUGAAGGAAGCUGCGAGAGUUGGAAAUGUUACCAUGUUGAACAAACUAUUGAAGGAGGAUCCUCAGAUACUGAAGAAAGCGUGCUUAGCCCAUUUUGCAGAAUCACCUCUUCAUGUGGCGACACUAGCAGAUCAAGUACAAUUUGUGAGAGAGAUUAUUACUCGAGUGCCUUCAUUAGCCACUCUGCCCAACCAGAAAGGUUUGAUCCCGUUGCACAUGGCUUCAGUAGCUGAGCAUGUUGAUAUAGUGAAGGAGCUCUUAAGUGCGAGGCUUGACAGUAACGAAGUGAACCAGUGCCUUGUGAACGAUGAAGAUGGCUGGACUGCUUUACAUUAUGCAGUUUUCAGAGGUAGGGUUGAUGUGAUGGAAGAGUUAAUCAAGCAUUGUCCUGAGUGUAUAGCAGAAGUGACGGCAAAGAGAGAGACGGUUCUUCAUCUAGCAAUAAAGGCUAAUCAUAAACUUCAUGUUGUAAGGAAAUGA
Molecule: messenger RNA, 492 nt
Organism: Prosopis cineraria
Lineage: Eukaryota; Viridiplantae; Streptophyta; Magnoliopsida; Fabales; Fabaceae
Product: ankyrin repeat-containing protein BDA1-like
Exons: 1
Coding region: 1-492 (163 amino acids)
Molecular function (GO): protein binding
Source: RefSeq, a predicted model, not a curated record